CUCAGCCUCAGAUCGAGCGUCUGCUGCCUCAGUGGCUCACCGGCAUCAUUGCCGUCUCCGCUUUCCUCUUCCUCAUCUUCGUCACUUUGCUGGUGAAAAAGGCCUGGUGUGAGAAACCCAGCAGGAAGACCGCUGUGGAGUCAGAGUCCGAGAGAGAAAAUGAAUUUGUGGUGACCAACGGAAACACGUACGAGACCAAACUGGACACGGUCAGGAGGAAGAGCACUGCGGAGUCAGCGAGAGAAAAUGAAUUUGAAAGCACCUACGAGACCACACUGGAGAUGGCCAGGAGGAACAGCACUGUGGAUUCAACUAGAGAAAAUGAAUUUGGAAACACCUACGAGACCACCCUGGAGAUGGUCAGGAGCAAAGAAGAACCAAACGCCUUCGACAACCUGGCGUUCAGCAGUGCUGGAGAUAAGGUUACGUCCAUGUGACCGUCCUGAACUGAUCCUAUUGGAUGUCUCAUUGCCGUCGGCACCAAAUCUGGACCGAGACAAAACUCACAGAAAAUUCAUUUUUAUAAAGAAUAAUGAACAUUUACAGAUGAUGUUUCUUUGUGUUAAUAUUAGCUUUGUUUAGUUGGACCUGUUGUCCCAGGCGGGUGGAGCUUACGAUGAGGAGCUUCAGAUAUCAUCCAUGUUGAAUUUUUCUCAGUUUUCAUCUUUAAAUGCAGCAAAAUGAACUUAGCAGAACGUGUAACAUUUUAUUGAUUUUUAAUCUUUUGUCACCUGAUGGCUUGAACUGGAUCAAUAUGUGUGUCAGUGUUUGCCUGACUCUGUAAAAGGUCUCCAGUCACAGACUGAGAUCAGUAAACACGAGGGAAAGCUGCUGUCUGUCCUGUGAUCUGAUUAAUAAGUUAUCUUUUCUAACAAA
Molecule: messenger RNA, 876 nt
Organism: Morone saxatilis (striped sea-bass)
Lineage: Eukaryota; Metazoa; Chordata; Actinopteri; Moronidae
Gene: pdzk1ip1
Product: PDZK1 interacting protein 1
Source: RefSeq, a predicted model, not a curated record